UACCAUUAUGUCGACCAACACCCACCUCCUCGCCCAAGAGGGCUUCCUCGCCCAACAACCAAGUAUCAAGUACUUCCCCCCGUCCUUUUCCGAAUUCGACUCUUUGCGACAGGUAUGGAACACCUCUGGUGCUGGAACACCUCUCGCCAUCGUCCAGCCGCAAUCUGCGCGCGACGUGGCUGCUUUGAUAAAGUUCGUCAAGGCCAACUCAGUGCCCUUCACACUACGCUCAGGAGGGCAUAAUCUAGAGGGGCGGUCGUCUGUGAACGAGGCUUUACAGAUUGACCUGCGCGCCUUGAACUCUGUGGCUGUUGCACCGGAUCGCAAAUCGGCAACUGUCGGCGGAGGCAUCUUGCAGGGGGAGCUGGGUAACAGGCUGUGGGAAGAGGGUCUCGCCACCCCGACUGGAGCGGUCCCGUCAGUCGGGUACACUGGCUGGGCGACGUACGGCGGAUAUGGGCCCUUCUCCUCGCAUUGGGGACUAGGUGUCGAUCAGAUUAUCGGCGCAACCAUUGUCGAUGCUAAUGGUGAAAUCCGGACUGCGGACCAAGAGCUGUUACAGGGGAUCCGGGGUGCCGGUGGUCUCUUCGGUGUUAUCGUCCAGCUUACCGUCAAGGUUUAUCCUUUGACCGGGUUCCUAGCAGGCCCCAUCAUCUUCGACUCAACCGACAUCGCAAAGACAUUUGUCGACUUCAACAACGCCUACACGAACCUCCUAGAUACCGAAGGCCUUCCUCCACAACUAACAGUGCAACGAAUCGUCUUCAACUCACCCCACGGCCGGGCGUUUGCCGCGUUGUUCGUCUGGAGCGGAUCCAAGUCCCAAAUUGAUGAAGGCAAGCGUUGGGCGGAGAGAAUAGCCAGCCUGGCCCCAUGCAAUGUGAACCUCGUGGGGCCUACCACCAUCCCCGAAUGGUUUGCCAGCAGCGCGCAUUUACCGACAGGCGUGUAUGGCUCACCCUGGACACACAAUCUCGCUCGGAUCCCGGAGAACGUCGCCGAGGCCAUCGGUCGAAAUCUUGCCCGUCUACCAACUGAUCUUGCGACCAUGUUCUCCCUGCAUCAGUUGCGGCGUGGUCUGUCAACCGAGGGAGCUGGAAGUGAAGUCUCGUCGGUUUUUGCGACUCGAGAACCGCACUACAUGCUUGAGAUUCUAGGGUACGCGGCCGUCCCGUCUGCGCAGGAAGAAGCAGAGAAAUGGGCGGCGCAGAUGGCGGUUGAAAUUCAAGAGGUUGAUCCAGAGAAUGUACUUCCGACCGCUUAUAUUUCUUUGUAUAACGCGCGUCGUGGAGGGUCGCCGGAUAAAGUGUUGGACAAGGUGUAUCAGGCAAAUGCCGAGGUGGUUAGGGCUCUGAAGGUGACGUUUGACCCAGGGAAUUUGUUUCGUUUGGCGGUGCCGGCUAUGGAGUGAAGUACGUAAUUAAGUACUUCGUUGAACCAGGUCUACGUCAUGGCUUACCUGAUGGGCUUUAGCUGUAUUCAAGCUUCUGGUGUUUCGGAUGAUCCGGGCG
Aspergillus calidoustus is the source of this 1511-nucleotide messenger RNA. Lineage: Eukaryota; Fungi; Ascomycota; Eurotiomycetes; Eurotiales; Aspergillaceae. The record is from the annotation of a GenBank genome assembly.